AUGAUGUGCAGAAAGAAAAGUCACCGUUCUCGGGCCUCCAAGGUGCGCCACCACAUCCACUGUGAUUCCUGCUACAGUCGGCGCUGCAGGGCUCGGGUGGAGGCCUCUGUGUGCUGCGCGGUCAUCCCCUGCCGUCUGCUCUGUGGCGCUCUCUUCCACCUGUGCAAAGAAGAGGAUCACAUGCUGCUCUGCCCUAAUGUGAGGGUGCCCUGCAUUAACGCUGAGUACGGCUGCCCGAUCCAAUUGGCUCGCUCCUCACGGGCAGCUCACCUCCAGGUGUGCCCGGCCAGUGUGGUGUGCUGCUCCAUGGAGUGGAACCGCUGGCCAGCCAAUGACGCCCACUCCUUCCCAAACAUGGAGCUGCAUGAAAACCUGCUCAGAGAAAGAGCGCAGGGAAGGUGUCUGGACCUGGCCUUGGCUCUGAAAGACCAGGACCGCCUCUUUCACUCCAUGAAGAUGAAGAAACUGUUCCCAGAGCUGAUCCAGUGUGUGGAGGAGGAGGAGAGGGAGGAAAGGAGGAUGGAGGAGGAGAGGAGGAAGGAAAAGGAGAGGAAGAAAAAGGCAAUGUUGGAGAAGGAGGCAGCAGAAAGGGCAGCUGCAAAACUAGCCAGUGAGCUCGCCUGGGCCUCUUUUAACAUGUACAAUUUGAAUGAUAAUACCCCUGAUGACAAAGAAGAAGAAGAAGAAGAAGAAGAAGAUGAGGAUGAAGAGGAGGAAGAGGUUCAGGUCGAAUAUGAGCAGGGGCUUACACAGGAAGAGAGAGAGGCUCUUGCAAGGGCAUCAGGAAUAGAGGCUGAUCAUCUUGAAAAUUACAGCGCCUGGGAGCGAAUGUUCAGCAUGGAGAUGGGUGGAUGCAGGGAAGCCGAGGGGACGGCUGUGGCAGGAAGGGGACGGGGACUGGCUAAAGGGAGGGGGAAAGGCUUGAGGACCGUUACGGAGGAAGCUACAGCAGAUACCUGUGGAGGUGCAACAUCAUCAAACACCUGCAAACUGCUGACCAGCACUCUGAACAAGAAGGAGAAGUUUACAUAUGAACGCCUGGAGCCAAUGAAGAUCAUCAUUGUGCGCACUUUCAAAGUCCCGACCAGCUUUUCUGCCAAGCAGAGCCGCAUCCGCAACCCAGGUUUCUACAAAAGAGAGAGCAAAGCUGUGGAUACCAGUGACCUGGGGGUGGCGCUAGAGGCGAUGCCAGUGUGGGAGGAAGUUCAGGCCUCUCUGCUGUGCUCCUUGGAGGAGGAGCAGAGGGGUCACCUCAUUGCAGAAAGCGUGUGCACAGACGGUCUGUUAACAGACGAAGGCACGCAGACCUACAGCUUUCUGUCGGCUCCUUUCCGGAGAAACACUUCUCUGGCCGACCUGACGGCUGUCAAACCGCUUGAGCUGCACCUUCAGCUGCAGGUGGAGAGCGUCACCAGCCGACAUCACAAGGCCAGCUCCGCCUUCACCUUCCUCUGUGGACACACCUUCCAGCGCAGAGAAUAUGGCAAACAUUAUAAGAACGUCCACAGUGAUAUCCAGAUGUGUGUAAACGGAUGGUUCGAGCAGAGAUGCCCGCUCGCUUACUUGGGAUGCAGCUACAGCCAGAAGAGAUUUCAGCCCUCCACCCACGAAGCCACCAUCAACUACAACGAGGAUCUAGGCUGCUUCAGCCUGAUUCCCACCACCUCUGUUUGCCUGGGUGACACUUCCCAGACAUCCAGGAGCACAGAUGCCUCCACCAGCUUUGCUUGGAGGAAGAGAGGCAGUCGAGCGGGAGGAGCGGAUGACUCGCUGAGCUCGCUUCCCUACGAAGUGCUGUGCCACGUGGCCAGUUUCCUGGACAGCUUUUCCCUGUCCCAGCUGGCUAUGGUGUCCCACCUCAUGAGGCAGGUGUGCUCCUCUCAGCUGCAGGAGAGAGGGAUGGUCACCCUCCGCUGGGAGAGGAAGACCUACUCGCAUGGAGGAGCCAAGUGGAGGGUGAAGCAGAGGGUCUGGCAGUUCAGUACCUUGUUCUCUCCGGUGGAUACGUGGUGCUUCCAGGAUGUGCCACCCAUCUCAGAGCAUCUAAAGGUGUGUCGUUAUUAUGAGAGGGAGUCCAGGACGGAGAAGAUUUACCUGCCACGCAUGCGAGAAGAAAUCCAGCCCAACACAAGCUGCAAACCUCCCACUCUGGUUACCAUGUUCCAGCAGAAGAGAAUCAUGAUGUAG
This is a messenger RNA of Pelmatolapia mariae (spotted tilapia), 2187 nucleotides long. RefSeq names its product F-box only protein 40-like. Lineage: Eukaryota; Metazoa; Chordata; Actinopteri; Cichliformes; Cichlidae. The record is from RefSeq and is a predicted model, not a curated record. Bases 1 to 2187 code for a protein of 728 amino acids. The transcript is spliced from 6 exons. Gene Ontology annotation, molecular function: ubiquitin protein ligase activity; zinc ion binding; protein binding. Gene Ontology annotation, cellular component: cytoplasm.